Molecule: messenger RNA, 1784 nt
Organism: Menidia menidia (Atlantic silverside)
Lineage: Eukaryota; Metazoa; Chordata; Actinopteri; Atheriniformes; Atherinopsidae
Source: the annotation of a GenBank genome assembly
AUUUUCCUUCUGUUCUCCAAAGUGGGCUGUGAGGGCAUGAGUCUGCGAGGGGGCCGGGAUUUCGACUCCAGCCUCCACCAGGAGCUGGCGCCUCCUCUGCAUCCGGUCACCUGGCUGCCCCCCGGCGUCCGGCUGCGUCUGCGCCUGGACCGACAUGACCACCGGGGACGGGGCUGCUGGCAUCUGGUCGACCUGGAGGCAGAGCCAGAGCCGGGCGAUCAGAGGCUGAGACGCCAGGAUUCUGACACUUGCACGCAAAGUCUGAUGAGUACCUUUUCUGCUAGCCAGGAGAUGCAGACCUCUACUUUUGGCCCCCAAUUCAUAGUUGGGCCUCAGGGUAAGGUACCUGGCAGGAAGAGGGGACGGCCUCCUAUCCGGAAACUGGAGUUCCAGAGCCACUAUGAGCCUCUAUUGCCACUUAAGAUUCCAAAGAAGAGAGGCAGGAAACCUGGCUUUAAGCUAAAGUCCAGAAUGUUGAUGUCCCCUCAUGCCAACUCUCCUCCCGGCAUCACACCAGAACCAGAGAUGGGCUCCAUCCCACAGGAUGCUGCCAUCGUCCCCCACUCUGCCACGUCACAGGUUUUAACAGCCUACAGCCCAAUGCCUGACUCAGGGGAGGGCAAGCGUCCUGCUGGCAUGGACCCCUCCAGCUGGGGAAUAGAGGAUGUGGUGUGGUUCAUCAAGGAGGCUGAUCCCCAAGCCCUCGGACCUCAUGCUGAUGCAUUUAGAAAGCAUGAAAUAGAUGGAGAUGCCCUCUUACUGCUGAAAAGUGAGAUGAUGAUGAAGUACCUGGGACUGAAGCUGGGCCCUGCGCUAAAACUCUGCUACCACAUCGACAGGCUCAAACAAAAUCGAUUGUGACUCACUGCAGAGGAGUGGAAGCCUCUCAGACUUCUUGAGCCAUCAUCUAAAGAGCAUGGACACAAUCCACAGUUCAUACCUGACGUUUUAAAUUUUUUUGUUUUGUUUUUUACUGUACCUGAACCUCUUUUUGAUGGUCAACAUUUUUACCAUACUAUUUGCUGCUGAAGCUAUUAACCAUUUUCAACUUGAUUUACCGGAUACCUGAGAGGCUUUAAAAUGUAAAUAGUUUUUCUGCAAACAGACGGCAGCUACUCUGUGUCAAAACUUGACUUUACGUCGGCGUUCGUUGGAACACAUCAUAAAAACGGCUACUGUAUCAACAGGGAAACUGUAUGGUGCUUUAUACGCGUAAUGUUUGUUAUGAUGUGACAACUUUGUCUGCAAAGCACACGGUUAAAUCACAAGUCAGUGGAAUCAGGCGUGCCUGCCUGCACACACAUGGUGCUCAUGAUGUCAGUGAGACAAGGAGACACUGAACAGCCAGCGUGCAAACCUACAGGGUACAAUAUGCUAUGACAAAAAGCAAAGUGAUCCACAAUUUUAAGGCUUGUUGAUCCUUUGAGCAGUGAUUGCCUCUACAGACUCAACACUUACUGUAGCAUCAUCAGUCCUCUCACACACUUCAUCCAAAUCUCCUCUGGACAGUUUACAGGUUACUCAUGCGAUACCUCUUUAUAAUUUUGAAAACAAAGGCCUUUGCUUAAGUAGAAUUUCAUCCAAAAACUGUGAAGAUAAAUGAAUGACAAGAUAACAAUGAAAGCAUUCUUCAACCUUUGACCUCUCAGACUCACUUUUUUUCAUGUAAUAAUUUCACAAACUUUUAAAAUUUGUUGUACAGCCCUUAUAUUCUUUAAUCUUUCAUGUUUGUUUUUUUGCUGAAAUUUUCUUCUGUAUCACAAACAGACCUUUAUGAAAUACAG